Messenger RNA from Colletotrichum spaethianum, 900 nucleotides. RefSeq lists its product as uncharacterized. Bases 1 to 900 code for a protein of 299 amino acids. NCBI's taxonomy places the organism in Eukaryota, Fungi, Ascomycota, Sordariomycetes, Glomerellales, Glomerellaceae. The transcript has 2 exons. The record is from RefSeq and is a predicted model, not a curated record.
AUGGACCCCAUUCCCGUUCCUGGAGCUGCUCCCGCCGCUGUUGGCGCCGACAAAGUCCCAGAGACUGUUGUAGCCACUACCAGCGCAGACACCAAGCCUAUGGAGCCUGUAGCCACUGAGACAAAGCCUGCCGAGGAGAAGAAGGAUGAGAGGGAAGAGACUGCGCCAGUGCCCGAGACAUCAGCAGCCCCUCUCGCCGAACCUGCUAAGCUCGAGGAACCGCCUGCGCUUGCUCCGCCAGCUGAUGCGCCAGCUGCGUCAAAACCUAGCGUUGAUGCGCCAAAGCCCGCCUCCAUCGAAGAGGUUCCCGACCAGGACGGCCCCGUCGCUAUGACGGGAGUCCAGGAGCCGAAAGCCAUCCCUGCCGAGCAGUCGGCCGGGACGUCCGCGUCUUAUGCUGAGCCCGUGAAGGCAUCGGUAGAAGAACCCAUCGCGCAAGAGCCCGCCAAGGCGCCCGUAGUCGACGACGAGCCGGUCAAGGAGCCCAUCACUGAGAAGGCUGAAGCCGUCAACGGUGCUGCGACCAAGGAUGUUGAGAUGACGGGCGCUCUCAACGAUGCCGAGCCUGCCGGUGCGGGCGAACGUGAAGCUGCGCCGCAAGCUGUCCUGUCCGAAGCCAAGGUCGGUGACAAGCGCAAGGCGGACGACCUCGUCGAGACCAACGGGGCCAACGGCACCAACGGAGUCGAGGAGGCGGCUGAGGAAAAGCCAGCCGAGAAGAAGGCCAAGAGGGGACCCGGCCGCCCUCCUUCAAACGGUGCCGCUAAGGAGUCGCCCAAGAAAGACUUACCAAGCAAGGAAAAGGAGUCUUUCGGUCACAAGGUGGCCAGAAAUGUGAAGAAGGUCAUUCACCCUGUCGGCAGGACUGCGCGUAAGACCCGCUCACAGGGACCUGUUUGA